Phaethon lepturus (White-tailed tropicbird) is the source of this 647-nucleotide messenger RNA. Its product is annotated as vacuole membrane protein 1-like. NCBI's taxonomy places the organism in Eukaryota, Metazoa, Chordata, Aves, Phaethontiformes, Phaethontidae. The annotation marks the transcript as partial. The record is from RefSeq and is a predicted model, not a curated record. The transcript has 6 exons.
UCCCCAUACGUGACUGAUCUAUGAAAUGGCAGAGAAUGGAACAGAUUGUGACCAGAGACGCAUAGGAAUGAUCAAAGAACAGCACAAUGGAAACUUUGCAGAUUCUUCUUUGUUGAGUGAACGGAAGCGAAGGGACCGAGAAGAGAGGUUAAAUAUUGUCCUCUGGAGACAACCGCUUGUUACCUUGCAGUAUUUUUUCCUGGAAACUCUAAUAAACUUGAAGGAAUGGACCAUAAAAUUGUGGCAUCGGCGAAGUAUCUUGGUGUCUUUUUUACUGACGCUUGCAGUGCUUACAGCUACGUAUUACAUUGAAGGAACACAUCAACAGUAUGUGCGGUAUAUGGAAAAAAAGUUCUUCUGGUGUGCCUACUGGGUAGGAUUAGGCAUUCUGUCCUCUGUUGGACUUGGAACAGGUCUUCACACCUUUCUGCUCUAUUUGGGUCCACACAUAGCAUCGGUUACUCUUGCUGCUUAUGAAUGUAACUCAGUUAAUUUUCCUGAGCCUCCUUACCCGGAUCAAAUUAUCUGCCCUGAUGAGGAGACGACUGAAGGAUCCAUCUCUUUAUGGGCUAUCAUCUCAAAAGUCAGGCUGGAGGCCUGCAUGUGGCAGAAAACGCUCAUGUACGUCAAAGCUUUUGAUGCAAAAG